AUGGAAUUCAAUACUAUCUUGGCCAUCCCCGGAGGCAUUGGAUUCGCCCUUCUCAUAAUCGCAAAUUCAAAGCUAGCCAAUGCCUUGGCUGCCUUUCUGUUCAUCUUCAAUCUUAUUCUCAUUUUCUUUUCUGCCCGUCACAUUAAGCUCACUGAAGCUCGUCGCAACUCCAAGCGUAGCAAGCAAGCUACUCUCCACCAACGAAACAACCUCUAUGAGUACUACCUCUUCGUCAUGGGCUCUGGUGGUCACACCAAGGAGAUGCUCAUGAUGAUGGACGAUGGAUACUGCAGCUUCCAGAACUUCCACCGUCGCUAUCUCAUUUCUUCUGGAGAUACCAUGUCUGCCAACCAUGUUGUCGAUUACGAAGCUGAGCUAGGUGCCUUAUGCACCGCUAAAGGCACACAGCCUGGAAGCUACGACACCAUCACCGUUACUCGUGCCCGUCAGAUCCACCAGUCACUCCUCACUACCCCUUUCACGGCUCUUCUCAGUAUUCUCGACAUUUUUCCAGCUCUUAUGAAUCCCCCCGCCAACGAUACCGGAGCUCGGGUGCGGUAUCCUACUUGCAUUUUCACCAACGGUCCUGCUACUGGCUUCUUCGUUGGAUUGGCCGCUCACCUGCUCAAGCUUCUCCACGUGGUCCCAGAGACCUCCAUGCAUAUCAUCUACAUCGAAUCUUGGGCGCGCAUCACCACCCUGAGCCUUACUGGAAAGCUCUUCUACUACACUGGCAUCGCCAACGUCUUGGUACAGCACAAGGAGGUGGCUGAAAAGUACCAGGUCGAGUGCUGUGGUGAACUGGUGUUCAAUGCUCGGCGGGAAACUUGA
Messenger RNA from Fusarium venenatum, 831 nucleotides. Its product is annotated as oligosaccharide biosynthesis protein Alg14 like-domain-containing protein. Gene Ontology annotation, biological process: dolichol-linked oligosaccharide biosynthetic process. Gene Ontology annotation, cellular component: UDP-N-acetylglucosamine transferase complex. Gene Ontology annotation, molecular function: N-acetylglucosaminyldiphosphodolichol N-acetylglucosaminyltransferase activity. The record is from RefSeq and is a predicted model, not a curated record. NCBI's taxonomy places the organism in Eukaryota, Fungi, Ascomycota, Sordariomycetes, Hypocreales, Nectriaceae.